AUGACACAUACUGGAGAGAAGCCUUAUAAAUGUGACAUUUGUUGUAAAUCAUUUAUUACAAAUAGUGAUUUAACCGUUCAUAACAGAACACAUACUGGAGAGAAACCUUUCAAAUGUGAUGUUUGUAAUAAGUCCUACUAUUCGAACAGUGAUUUGACUUCACAUAAACGGCUCCACAGUGGAGUGAAACCAUAUCAAUGUGAUUUGUGUGGGAAACUGUUUGCUAUGAAAACCAAUUUAACGUUACACAUAAGAACACAUACAGGAGAAAAACCUUACGAAUGUGAUGUUUGUAGUAAAUCAUUUGCUACAAGCUGUGAAUUAUCAACACAUAAAUGGUCUCAUCUUGGUGAGAAACCUUAUAAAUGUGGUGUUUGUGAUAAAUCAUUUAUUCAGAAGUGUCAAGUUAAGGUACAUUUGAGGAAACAUACUGGAGAAAGACCUUAUAAAUGUGAUGUUUGUAGUAAAACAUUUGUGACAAACAGUGAUUUUAAUUCACAUCUGAAGAAACAUACAGGAGAGAGACCUUAUAUAUGUGGUGUUUGUAGUAAAGCAUUUGUUACAAAGACUGAGUUGACCAGGCAUCUUAGAACACAUACUGGAGAAAGACCUUAUAAAUGUGAUGUUUGUGAUAAAUCAUUUUCCUCCAAAGAAGAAUCUCAUACUGGGGAGAGACCUUUCACAUGUGGUUUCUGUGAUAAAUCAUUUACUACAAAAGGUAAUUUGAUUAGACAUGUGCGGGCACAUACAGGAGAAAAACCUUAUAAAUGUGAUGUUUGUAGUAAAUCAUUUGUAACCAACAGCAUCUUUAUCAUUCAUAUUAGAACACACACUGGAGAGAAACCUUAUAAAUGUGACUUUUGUGAUAAAUCAUUUGUUGGAAGUAAUGACUUGAGAAGACAUAUAAUGGUUCAUACUGGAGACAAACCUUUUAAAUGUGAACUAUGUGAUAGAUCUUUUAUUAGAAAGAAUGUUUUUGAAAAACACAUCAAGACACAUAUUGAAGGGAAGACAUAUAUAUGCCACAUUUGUGGAGAAUCAUUUUGCGAUAACAUUGUUUUCAAGACACAUUUGAAGAGCCACCCCAAAGACAAAUCAUAUAAAUGUGAGAUUUGUCAUAAAUCAUUUAGUACAAAUAGUAAAUUGGUAUUACAUGUAAGAAUACAUACUGGAGAGAAACCUUAUGAAUGUGAUGUUUGUAGUAAAGCAUUUAGUACUCACAGUGAAUUAGUCAGACAUAUAAGGUCACAUACUGGAGAGAAACCUUAUGUUUGUGAUAUUUGUAGUAAAUCUUUUUCUCAAAAGUGUCAUCAUACUCAACAUAUGAGGAAACACACUGGUGUGAAACCAUUUCAAUGUGACGUUUGUGAAAAAUCUUUUUUUACAAAUCGUGAUUUGACUGGUCAUCAACGUAUUCAUACUGGAGAGAAACCUCAUUUAUGUGACAUUUGUGGCAAAUCUUUUGUUAAAAUAAAUAAUUUGAAGAAACAUGCUGCAGUGCACUCUGAAGACAAGCCUUAUAAAUGUAAUGUUUGUAGUAAUUCCUUUAAGUCAUUGUGGAGUAUGAAAGUUCAUUCAAGACGGCAUACAGAAGAUAAACCAUUUGAUUGUGAUGUUUGUAGUAAAUCAUUUUUCACUAAUGGAGAAUUGUCUAGUCAUAUUGCCACUCAUUCUGAUGAGAAACCUUUUAGAUGUGAUGUUUGUAAUAGAGCAUUUACUACAAGUGGAACAUUGACAGUUCACAAGAGAACACAUACCAAAGAAAGACCUUAUAAAUGUGAUAUUUGUACUGAAACUUACAUAACCAGUUCGAAUCUAAAAAGACAUAUUAGAAAAUCACACUUGAAGGAAAUAUUAUAA
This is a messenger RNA of Lottia gigantea (owl limpet), 1860 nucleotides long. RefSeq lists its product as hypothetical. The transcript has 3 exons. Bases 1 to 1860 code for a protein of 619 amino acids. NCBI's taxonomy places the organism in Eukaryota, Metazoa, Mollusca, Gastropoda, Lottiidae. The record is from RefSeq and is a predicted model, not a curated record.